AUGGCUCCCAUUAUCUCUCUCCUCCUCUCUCUCCUCCUCUUAAUCUCUCCCUCCUCCUCAAGAACUCUGCCCACCUCAACUCCGUCAACCCCACAACCCGGCCCAAUCCAAACCCUCAACCGAAACUACAAGUUCGCAUGCGACCCAGCCCGGUUCAAAUCCCUGAGCCUCGACAUCAAUAACUUCGCCUACUGCAACAAGAGUCUUUCGUACUACGAUCGAGUAGAUGACUUGAUCAGUCGAAUGAGUGUGGGUGAGAAAGUGCACCAGAUCAGUGACUAUGCUUAUGGAGUCGAUAGGAUUGGACUGCCGAAGUAUAAGUGGUGGUCGGAGAUACUGCACGGAGUUUCCACGGUUGGACAGUUCGAUCCUGGACAUGCCACGAGUUUCGGGGGUGAUGUCCCUGGAGCUACGCAGUUUCCUGAGGUUAUCUUGUCGGUGGCAUCGUUUAAUGAAUCCUUGUGGAAAUCCAUUGCUCAGACUGUUUCAACUGAAGCUCGAGCAAUGUACAACUUAGGCCACACAUACUUGACAUUUUGGAGUCCAGUGAUCAAUGUAGCAAGAGAUCCGAGAUGGGGAAGAAUCAUGGAGACGCCAGGAGAAGAUGCAUUCACCAUUGGUAAAUACUCAGUCAAUUUUGUUAGAGGAUUGCAAGAUGUUGAAGGAUUUGAAGUCACCAGUGACUUGAACACAAGGCCCAUCAAGAUUGCUUCUUGUUGCAAGCAUUUUGCUGCUUAUGAUAUUGAGAAUUGGUAUUUUUCGGAGCGAUUCUCAUUCAAUGCUAGGGUAACCGAGCAAGAUAUGGUUGAGUCAUUCAAUCUUCCCUUUGAGAUGUGCAUCAAGGAGGGAGAUUCUACAAGCGCAAUGUGCUCUUACAAUCAAGUCAAUGGCUUUCCCUCUUGUGCUGAUCCAAAGCUCUUGACCCAAACUAUUAGAGGGGAAUGGAAUUUGCACGGGUACAUCGUUUCAGAUUGUUACAUUUAUCAGUAUCUACACGAUAAUCAGAAAUGGCUUAAUCUACCAAAGGAGGAAUUGGUGGCUAAAGUGAUUAACGCCGGUUUGGAUUUGGAGUGUGGAUGGGAUCAUCAUGACCAAGCUAUACUAGCCGUUAAACAAGGAAAAUUAAGAGAGAAGGAAAUCGACAGAGCCUUGAAAAACUUGUAUCUUGUUCUUAUGAGAGUCGGAUUUUUCGAUGGAAUGGAGAAAUAUGAUUCUUUUGGCACAGAUCACAUUUGCACACAAGAACACAUGGAUUUAGCUGCCGACGCAGCAAGACAAGGAAUUGUGUUGUUGAAGAAUGUCAAUAAUACUCUACCGUUGAACAAAGAUAUACAUAAGAAGCUUGCUUUGGGUGGUACUCACGUUAAUGCUACCGAUGCUAUGAAGGGAAAUUAUGCAGGCACGCAAUGUCGCUUUGUUACCCCUCUCAACGCCUUGCAAGCCGAUGCUAACGUAACUUAUGUGCUCGGAUGUGACUUAUACUGCAACAAUAAAACAGUAACUGGACAAAUGAAGAACGCAACAAGUGGAGCAGACGCGACUGUUCUAUUUAUGGGUAUAGAUGCAUCUAUAGAGGGUGAAACCAUUGAUCGACGUGAAUUGCUCCUAAACCCCGGUCAGGUUUCGUUCAUUGAAGAAGUUGCGAAUGCUUCAAAGAAUCCAAUCGUUUUGGUUAUACUUUCGGCUGGAGGGCUUGAUGUAUCUUUUGCUAAGGAUAAUGAUAAGAUUGGUGCUAUUUUGUGGGCUGGAUAUCCAGGACAAGAGGGUGGUCGUGCUAUCGCUGAUGUGAUUUAUGGCCGUUAUAACCCAGGUGGAAGACUUCCAAUUACAUGGUACCCAAACAACUACACGGAAUCCAUCCCAAUGACAUCAAUGCAAUUCAGGCCCGAUCAAGAAUUGGGCUAUCCAGGCCGAACCUACAAAUUCUACGACGGCCCAACAGUGUACCCCUUCGGCUACGGUCUCAGCUACACAACCUUCAACUACACGCUCAAAGCAAACCCCACCAAAAUCGAGACCAAGCUCGAAAAAUACCAAAAAUGCCUCCAAAUUUCCACCAAAAACAGUGCCACGUCACCUCAAUGCCCCUCUGCCGUAAUCACCACGAUGCCAUGCAAUGAGACUAUUGAUUUUGAGGUUGAGGUUGCAAAUAUUGGCAAAGUGGAUGGGAGUGAUGCUGUGAUCGUGUACGCUGUUCCGCCGGAGUAUGUUGAUGGAGCGCCUAUUAAACAGGUGGUGGCUUUUGAUAGGGUGUUUGUGGGGGCUGGGAAGUCGCAGGUGGUGAAGUUUUCGGUUAACGUGUGCCAGCGGUUGAGUGUGGUUGAGAAAACUGCGUAUAGAGUUUUGCCCGCUGGAGCGCAUAAGAUUGUGAUUGGAGACAGUAGUGUGAGUUUUGAUGUUGAUGUGGAGCUUGUUUAUUAACUGAGGGAGGUUUUAGAGUUGAUUCAACCACUUGUUGAAUAUGUUUAGGCUUUGAUAAGUGUUAGGCGUUUUCUGGAAAUUUAUGACUUUGUUUUGUUAAUUUUCUGCAAGGGAAAGGAACAUGAUUUUAUUUAUUUGGAAUAAUUUUUUUCGUGGUUC
Asparagus officinalis (garden asparagus) is the source of this 2580-nucleotide messenger RNA. Its product is annotated as probable beta-D-xylosidase 2. Gene Ontology annotation, molecular function: alpha-L-arabinofuranosidase activity; xylan 1,4-beta-xylosidase activity. The transcript has 7 exons. The record is from RefSeq and is a predicted model, not a curated record. Gene Ontology annotation, cellular component: plant-type cell wall. Gene Ontology annotation, biological process: arabinan catabolic process; xylan catabolic process. The coding region runs from base 1 to 2421 and encodes 806 amino acids. Lineage: Eukaryota; Viridiplantae; Streptophyta; Magnoliopsida; Asparagales; Asparagaceae.